CAUUUACAAGUACUGUUUGAGAGGAUCCGCAUCCCAAACCUAAACCUCACUGUUGCUCCCCGGGCGUCCCGUAACCCCCCCUUUCCUCUCUCUCGCGCCGGCGCCGGCUCCGACCUUGUCCUCUUGGCACCCGCCGGAGGAAAGUCUUCCCUAUUCCUUUUACAUCAGAAAGAAGCAAAACUUAACAAGAAGAUGGCAGUUGCUAGUGUCAUGGCUUCUUGUUCAGGUUCACUUUUGUUCAUGCCUCAUAUGAUAUCAAUUCCUGCUCGCUGGCCCUGCAAGUCCAAAAUUUGCCAUGUUAAGAUUCCAGGAAGUUGCAUUCAACGGCCAAUUUCAUAUUUUAGGCCCAUAUGUGCAUCAAUAAGAAGUAAUGACCAUUAUGGAUUGUCUUAUGGAGAUGGAUUUGAUAGAGAACCAUUUUGGUUGAGUGUGGUAAAGGGUGUUGCAAUGUGUUUGAAAUCCUUGGCAGUCUUCUUGGCUGAGCAGCCUAGUCAGUUGAAGUACAUUGAAUGGCCAGGUUUCCAGAACACGUUGAGGACAUCUACCCUUACCCUUGUUCUUGUGGCCUUGCUCAUUGUUGCUUUGUCUUCUAUCGACGCAUGUCUCUGCUAUAUAUUGGCGUUGCUGCUCAGAAAAACUGCUUAGGGGAAGCCUUUGGCAGCAUUCCAAAUUGAAUUAGGAGCACGAAAUGAGCAAAAAACUGGGCUCGACUAAAGGAUCAAUCCAGCAGGGGUGCCUUUUCCUUAUUUGAUCUCUCUUCACCGUCAAAAAAGAAUGUAAACAAAUUGUAGUAGGAUGAACAUUAGCUAUUUAUGAAACCAUUUUUAUAAUA
Molecule: messenger RNA, 832 nt
Organism: Musa acuminata AAA Group (dessert banana)
Lineage: Eukaryota; Viridiplantae; Streptophyta; Magnoliopsida; Zingiberales; Musaceae
Exons: 8
Coding region: 193-645 (150 amino acids)
Biological process (GO): intracellular protein transport; protein targeting
Cellular component (GO): membrane
Source: RefSeq, a predicted model, not a curated record